AUUGAAUUAUUAAUGCCAGUGUUGCCAAUUUAGCAAAUUUUAUGCUAGAUUUGGCAUAUUUUUAUGUUGUUUAGCAUUUUUAUAAGUUAUUUAGCAAAUAGCAUAUUUUUUGGCAUAUAAAAUAAUUAUGAAUAACAAGUUUACUUUCCUUUUUUAAGUCCAAAUACUUCAAAAAUAUAUAUAAAAUAUACUGUAAUUAUCAUUUGUUUUUUAUUGUUGAUGUACUUCUUUAUAGUUGGAUAGGGCAUCACUGUCUGAUAUUUGAUGAUGGUGCCAACUUAACGGCAAGGGUAACCUUUACGUCAAACGCUCUCAAGCGUGUUUCGGGGAUUCCCCAACAAAUCUAAUUCAAUAUACCAUAGACAAACAGCAUUCUUUCACUCCCUCCUUCCUUUACGAAAGAAGCGAGAUAGAUUGUAAGUACUAUACCGCGAUUACCGCGUAUUCACGUAUUUACUGUCACUGUAAAUGAAAGAAAGUUUAAAAGUUUUACGUGCAUUAUUAAUUAAUUGCUUAAUAGUCGUUAAUAUGCCGCCUAAAUACAGUCAGCAUUACCGGUCUGAGUGGGAGCAAAUGCUGGAUUUCAAGGAUUGGUUACAGCCUGUCAAAGAUGAUACGACGAAGGCCUAUUGUAAGUACUGCAAGUGCGAGAUGAUUGCAAAAGUCCAUUGUUUAAAGUUACAUAUUUUGUCAAUCAAGCAUAAGAAAGCUAUAGAACCAGUAAAAAGUCAAAGAACAAUUAAUUUUCCCAAAGUUAAAAAAGAUCUAAAUACACAGAGAGCAGAAUCUUCACUAGCGAUGUUUGUGUGCGCGCAUUGUUCGAUUAUGGCUGUCGAUCAUUUAUCAAACUUAUGUAAACACCGAUUCGGUGAUAGCAAAAGUGGAGACUUACGAGUCCAUCGUACAAAAUGCACAAAUAUUAUAAAAAAUGUUUUGGCGCCUCAUUUUAUUGAAGAAAUUGUGUCAGAUUUGGGAGACCAAGAGUAUAGUCUCUUGCUCGAUGAGUCCACGGAUAUUUCUGUAAGCAAAAUGUUGGGAGUAUCGAUCAGAUAUUUCAGCCGAUCUUUAAAAACAAUAAUAUCCACAUUUCUGGGGUUGGUCGAGAUUGAAGAUGGCACUGCAAACAGCAUAGUCAACGGUAUUAAAGGAUUAUUGUUAGUUUUGAAUAUUGAAAUAAAAAAAAUGAUCGGUAUUGGCACAGAUAAUGCUACGGUGAUGACAGGCACUAACAACGGAGUACAUGCCCUAUUAAAAAAUGAAACUGGUAAUGAUAAUUUGGUAUUAGUUCGCUGCGUGUGCCAUUCAUUACAGUUGGCUUUAUCGCAUGCUUCGGAAGAAACUCUACCACGGAAUGUUGAAUUUCUAAUAAGAGAAACCUACAAUUGGUUUAGUCAUUCUUCGAACCGUCGACUAUAUUACAAAAAUAUCUACCAAACAAUUAACUGUGGCUCCGAACCAUUGUUAAUUCCACAGAUGUGCAACACCCGAUGGAUAUCAAUUGAACCAGCAGUCAACCGUAUUCUGGAGCAAUGGGUGGAAUUAAAACUCCUGUUUGAAGUUGCUAGGCGCGAUAACCACUGCUAUAUGGCAGAAACACUAUACUCCAUGUAUAAUGAUCCUGUGAAUCAUUUGUAUUUAUUGUAUUUAAAACCUAUUUUGGAGGAAGUCCAAACUGUGAACAAGCUAUUUGAAAGCAACAAUAUUGACCCAACAAAACUUUACAAAGAUUUGUGUGCCUUAGUUCAAUCUACAAGUCGGCGUAUUUUGAACCCAACUGCGAGAGUCGAUAUUUUUACACAAAAUAUAGAAAGUUAUUUGGAUCCGAAACCGUACAUGGGAUAUGCUUUUGAAACAAAAUUACGGGAAUACAACCUUCAACCUGAAGUGGAAAAUAAUUUACGUCAACGUUGCCUGAAUUUCACACUGAAACUUGUUUCAGAGCUGCGUUCUAGAUUACCAAUUAAUUUUAAUAUACUUGAGAAAGUAUCUUUAUUUUCAGUAGAAGAAACUUUAAAAGCAGUCAAGCCUUCUCUAAUCGAUAUUGCAAAAGAAUUCCGACUGGAUGCAUCUACAAUGGAUAGGCUCAUGUCUCAAUGGAGAAACAUAGUGCACAUUAAAUGGGAACGCACAUCUUCCACUGUAGAAUUCUGGAAUGAAGUAAUUGAUUACAAAGAUGCAGCUGGUAAUAACCCCUUUGCAGAUUUAUCUCAGUUAGCAAUAUCAUUAUUAUCACUACCUCAUUCCAACGCAGAAAUUGAACGCGUUUUCAGCCAAAUGAAUAUAGUCAAAUCUAAACUUCGCAACCGUUUGUCGAUAAAAACUUUAAAUGCCAUUCUAUACGUCAGAUUCGGCCUAAAGAGGGCAGGGAAAUGCUGCUAUUCUUACACAGUUCCGGAUAACGUACUGCGCUCUAUAGGUACCAAGGAGAGUUAUAGUCUUGAGAAUAAGGCUUCCACGUCUACAUGCACAUCAGCUGCCGAGCCUGCCGAUGAAGACGAAGAUAUUAACAUUUUAUUUAGUAACAUAGUCGAUUAAAACGUAGAAUAAAUCAAAAUUUUGUUGAUUAAUAAACAUUUAAAAUUAAAUGACGUUGUAUUUGACAUUGAAAAAUGUUAGCUUAUUUUCUGGCAAUAUUAUAAAGCAAUUAGCAUAAUUUUGGCAAAAUUUUAACAUCAGUUUAGCAAGUUUUAGAUUCACCUUGUUGGCAACACUGAUCGCAGCGUAGAUACGCAGUGUCCGUCACAUUACUCAUGUGGUGUCCUUUGUGAUGUGAACUUGUGUUUCAUGUUUUUUUAAUAAUAUGUUACGAAUUACGAAUUUUUAUUUAGAGAUCGGAGUAAAGUCUGAGUUUUUGUGAGCAGGAUUGGAUGUG
Messenger RNA from Maniola jurtina (meadow brown), 2872 nucleotides. RefSeq names its product zinc finger protein 862-like. NCBI's taxonomy places the organism in Eukaryota, Metazoa, Arthropoda, Insecta, Lepidoptera, Nymphalidae. Bases 469 to 2535 code for a protein of 688 amino acids. The transcript is spliced from 2 exons. The record is from RefSeq and is a predicted model, not a curated record. Gene Ontology annotation, molecular function: protein dimerization activity.